Paramuricea clavata is the source of this 620-nucleotide messenger RNA. Lineage: Eukaryota; Metazoa; Cnidaria; Anthozoa; Malacalcyonacea; Plexauridae. The record is from the annotation of a GenBank genome assembly.
AUGGAAAUUGCAGAUGGUUAUUCUAAUAAUAAGUUCGUUUUCCGUUGCCUCGCCGAUACCGGAUCCGAAAGGACGUUGAUAUCGGAAGACUUGUUAUUGAAACACGAAUUCGUCAUAAAUCCCGCUGCCGAUCCACACCUCGUGGCAGCCAAUAACCAUCCCCUGAAGUGCAAUGGUCGAGCCCACGUAACAUUGGCGUCCAAAGGAAGAAAGACGAUCGAAACGGCCGCUAUCGUCUGCAGCGACCUAAAGCAAGAGGUAAUCCUGGGACGACCAAUAUUGCGACGGCUGCACAUUAUACCCAAAGGAUUCCCGAACAUUAUCGCGAAAGUAAUGACGUUCGAGGAAGAGCUGAAACGGGAAUUCCCUGAAACGCUGUCCGACAAACUACCCGAAAUCGCCAUGAAAGGGGAGGCAAUGAAGAUCCAUCUAUGCCCAGAUGCAGAUAUUAUCCCGACCAGAAGACUGACGGCCCGUCAAGUACCGCUUGCGAGACAAGAGGCAGCGGAGGAAGUCGUGGAAAAGUUAUUGCGAGAUAAGAUCAUUCAAAGAGUCGACUGGCCCACGGACUGGAUCAGCCCUGGAUUUUUUGUCCCAAAAGCAGACGGAAAGAGCGUACG